AUGUCACUCGCUAACGUCCGCCCACAAGCAGGAAUCGUGCAUACCUACGGAUUCAACUUAACAGCCUUUGAAUUCACCACCCCUAGUCAAGCCCGCCUCUCACCAAACAUAAUUCUAUUCGUUGGGGGGCUCGGAAAUGGACUCUUAAAUAUCCCAUAUCUCCCCCAACUAGCAAAAGCCGCUCAGUACAUCAAUUCCUUCGACUACAAUAACGAACCCUGGUCAGUUGUUNCCUGGUCAGUUGUUCAAUUACUAUUAUCUUCGUCAUAUUCUGGUUGGGGUACGUCUUCCCUCGAUCGCGACGUUCGUCAAAUCCAACGUGCUGUUGAAUAUUUCAGAUCUGAAAGAAAUGGAACUCCCAGGAAGAAGAUUGUGUUAAUGGGACAUUCUACCGGUUGUCAAGAUGCAAUGCAUUAUAUCACCAAAGCAAGAUAUCAAUCCAAUUUCCCACUGGUUGCGGAAGUGGAUGGUGUGAUUUUACAAGCUCCUGUUUCUGAUCAAGAGAAUUUCAGAAAAGAUGAUGCGGAGUUUGAUGAAUUGGUAAAAGGGGUAUAUGAGGAAUAUAUCUUACAAGGAAGAGAGAAUGAGAUCUUGCCUAAUAAGUAUAGGAAGAUGUUAUUCAAUACCCCGGUGACUGCGUAUCGGUUCUAUUCCUUGACUAGUAAACGAGGUGAUGAUGAUUAUUUCUCGUCAUAUUUGACUGAUGAGGAUUAUAAGAAUACAUUUGGGAAGGUUACAACUCCACUUCUUGUGUUGUAUUCUGGUAGUGAUAAAUUUGUUCCCGAGUUUGUUAAUAAAGAAGAAUUAAUGGAAAAAUGGAAACAAGCCACCGAUCCCCAAUAUUGGAGUGUCCAUAGUAAGAUUAUUAAAGGUGCAGAUCAUGACUUGGGAGAAGGCUCUGAUAAGGAUGUGGAUGUUAUUGAAGACUUGCUUAUCACCGUUGCUGAUUUUGUGGGGAGUUUGCUGAAAAGUAAUCAUUCUAAAACUUCUUUAUAG
This is a messenger RNA of Hemisphaericaspora subhashii, 996 nucleotides long. RefSeq lists its product as uncharacterized. NCBI's taxonomy places the organism in Eukaryota, Fungi, Ascomycota, Pichiomycetes, Serinales, Debaryomycetaceae. The record is from RefSeq and is a predicted model, not a curated record. The transcript has a single exon. The coding region runs from base 1 to 996 and encodes 331 amino acids.